Molecule: messenger RNA, 1381 nt
Organism: Paramisgurnus dabryanus
Lineage: Eukaryota; Metazoa; Chordata; Actinopteri; Cypriniformes; Cobitidae
Product: GDP-L-fucose synthase-like
Biological process (GO): nucleotide-sugar biosynthetic process
Molecular function (GO): GDP-L-fucose synthase activity
Source: RefSeq, a predicted model, not a curated record
AAUCAUCGCCACAGAGAUGAGAUCAGAUCUCAUCUGAUCUAACGUUAGAUCCUGUCAGGUGUAUGUUUCUCUUGUUUUUGUCUGUAUUAUAGACUACAGCUCAGGUUGACACCUACAGUAACCAGUGCUGUGUGAGAUGGACGGACAGGUUGGGGCAAUGCGUGUGUUGGUGACGGGUGGCAGUGGGUUGGUCGGACGAGCGAUAGAGCGGGUGGUAAAGGAGGAGGGGGGAAGAAGAGAAGGAGAGGAGUGGAUAUUCCUGUCAUCUAAAGAUGCAAAUCUCAUGAGCGCUGAAGAGACGAGAGCACUCUUUAAGAAACAUCGACCAACGCACGUCAUUCAUUUGGCCGCUAUGGUGGGCGGUCUCUUCAGAAACAUGAGACAGAACCUGGACUUCUGGAGAAAUAAUGUUUAUAUAAAUGACAACGUGCUCCAGGCGUCUCAUGAGGUCGGGGUGGUGAAGGUUGUUUCCUGUCUGUCCACAUGUAUUUUCCCUGAUAAAACAUCAUAUCCCAUCGAUGAGACCAUGAUCCACAAUGGUCCUCCUCAUGAGUCUAACUUUGGUUAUGCAUACGCCAAACGCAUGAUUGAUGUCCACAACAGGGCUUGUUUUCAGCAGUACGGGCGACGGUACACAGCUGUGAUCCCGACCAACGUGUUCGGACCCCAUGACAACUUUAAUAUCGAGGACGGCCAUGUGCUUCCAGGACUGAUUCAUAAGGCAUACCUGGCAAAGAAGGAAGGGAAAGCGCUGCAGGUUUGGGGGUCCGGUCGUCCUCUUCGGCAGUUCAUUUAUUCUCUGGAUCUGGCUCGUCUGUUUCUCUGGGUACUGAGGGAAUAUGAUGAGGUUGAUCCUAUCAUACUGUCAGUGGGAGAAGAAGACGAGGUGUCCAUCAAAGAUGCUGCAGAUGCUGUGGUUGAAGCGCUGGAGUUCAAACAUGGUGUCAUCUAUGACACCAGUAAAGCAGAUGGCCAGUUUAAGAAAACCGCCAGCAACGCCAAGCUACGCAAAUACUUGCCGGACUUCAAAUUCACACCAUUCAAAACAGCUAUCAAGGAGACGUGUGAUUGGUUUGUGGCCAAUUAUGACAUCGCCAGGAAAUGAAGAUCUCAUUGGCUGCUUUAUUGCUACACUAAUAAGCAUAUCACUGCUGAAAAUGAGCAACAACUAUGGUUGCUUACAGACUUAUAAGAAAAAUGCAUUAAUACAAUUACAAGUCCUAUAUAGUGUCUGAACUCUUCUUAUGGUUAUUUAAAUUAAAUUCUUGCUUUUUCUUGUGGUUGGUACUGAAUGAUUUCCUAUUUUUAAUGUUAAUCAGGGUUUUUUCUCUGUUUCUGGUGGUUUGUAUAUUUAAGAAUAAACUGUUAUUUAAAAUAAUAA